Abrus precatorius (Indian licorice) is the source of this 996-nucleotide messenger RNA. RefSeq lists its product as uncharacterized. The coding region runs from base 1 to 996 and encodes 331 amino acids. Lineage: Eukaryota; Viridiplantae; Streptophyta; Magnoliopsida; Fabales; Fabaceae. The record is from RefSeq and is a predicted model, not a curated record. The transcript has 5 exons.
AUGCCGUUCAACCCUACUGCCUCUCCACCACCAUGUAUGCCACCCCUUUUCAAUAUUGCUCCUCAAAUGCAACCAAUGGCGGACAUUGGUCCAAAAAUGACUGGAGAUGCACCUUCUACCAGCCAUAAAGGCAGCUGCACACCAAUUGCAUCUGUUGACAUUCCAAAGGGUGAUCAUGACUAUUUGCUAUACUUGAACACUCCUUUUCGCCUUGUUGCAAGAGGGAGAGUAUAUCAUACAGUGGUUGGGGAUUCCUUAUAUAAUAUGACUUUUCCUCCAGAGUAUGGUAAGGUUUCACUAGAGAUAGUGCAACGACAUGAGGAGGAGUCUGCAUUGCCUAUCCUAAAUGAACAAGCAAACCUAAUUUUCCUGAGAGAUGCAAUUGGUACUUAUGUUGCUUGGCCAUUUUUCCUAAUCACUUUAAGACUCAAGGAAAAAGAGACAGGCUACUCGAAAGAGUCCAUUGCUGAUCCAUCCAAUAAAGGUCGCAGUGCUUGUGUAUCAUUAGAGAUUCUUCAGUUGACAAAAGCCAAAGGUGCUACAUGCUUGGAUAUAAUGAAGCUUUUUGUGAGAAGUGAUCAAACCAUUGAUAUAGCUACAAUUCAUAUAACAACUCUGCACUGGGGUAAAGAGUUUUAUGACAUUGUGGGGAAAGAAAACAUUUUAGAGGUCAUACGUCGACAUUGGUUGAGUGCCUCUAGCAUUAACCUUUACAUACGAUAUUUAUGUGAAGCUUACUUGCAUAGGACAACAAUGACAUAUAGAUUCUCAUUUAUAUCUCCGUAUGAAAUGGACAAAAAGCUCAACCCGAACCCACAUCAACAUAUAGCUGAAAUGUUGAAGCAUCAUAUGGGUGAAGAUCACUUGAUUUUUGCACCUUAUAAUGUUGGGCAACAUUGGGUCUUGGUUGCAAUCAAUACCUCUAACGAGACUAUAUUAUUUGGAUUCUCUAUGCAAGCAGCUGAAGAUCAGAACACAUAUGCAGAACUUAUUUAA